Molecule: messenger RNA, 6021 nt
Organism: Oncorhynchus nerka (sockeye salmon)
Lineage: Eukaryota; Metazoa; Chordata; Actinopteri; Salmoniformes; Salmonidae
Product: delphilin-like
Molecular function (GO): protein binding
Source: RefSeq, a predicted model, not a curated record
AUUAAGCCCUCAUGGAUGGUAGGGCUUUCUGCUUCAGUCAUUGCGAUGCCGACGUCCAAUCAGUGCUGGCCAGAAGAGUUUGGCUUCCAGCUGGGAGGAAGUGGUCCUAGCUACAUCCUGUCUGUGGAGGAGGGGAGCAGUGCCUACUUGGCGGGGCUGCAGCCAGGUGACCAGGUGCUGGAGAUCGAGGGCCAGAAUGUGUCCACUUUGGGAUUCCAGGCUGUCAUCGCCAUCGCUCAGACCCAGAGGAACAUCCCUCCCAGCAUCGGAGUUGUGUCUCGCAUCCAGCAGAUGGACAUCACCCCGGGUCCUGACGGUCGUUUUGGCUUCACCAUCGUGGGAGACUGCCCCCUCCUGGUGGAGGAUUGUUCCCCCUGCUCUCCGGCAGGACGAGGUGGCCUGCGGGCCGGCGACUACGUCAUGGAGGUCAACAGGAUCCCGGUGAGGCACCACGAGAUGGCGGCGGCGCUGAUCAAGGCAUCCCAGGGGCGUACGCUGAGACUAGGGGUGCUGUGUCUGGGGCCCAGACGGAAAAUACGCAGCAGUGAGAGUAUGGAUGAGAUACAGCUUGAGGGAGACGGGAUGAGGACGGACCGCAAACACAAGGCCCUGGAGUUCAACAGGAAGAUUGACCAGAUUUUGGGGGAGGAGCCUGAGGUGAAGGAGAAGCUGUUUGCGGUGCUGAAGCAGUAUGCUGCGGAGAAGAAGGUUGAUUGGCUGGCCUCUGUCCUCCCAGACAUCCUCACCACUGACGAGCAGCAGACGCUCAUCGGCCACAUCAGGAUCUUCAUCCCCAAGAAGCACCGGCAGCGGUUUGACGAGGCCGUUUCCCAGAGCCUGAUCCAGAGGAUCUGUCGCAGUAAGAGCAUCAGCGAGCCGGGCCCACAGGACCGUCUGAGACGUAGCCGCAGCGAGGACCACCCCGACCGCCACUACGGCUCCAAACGGGCCAGCUCAGUACCCCGGGACCCCGGGGAGGACAGAGGGGGAAAGGAGAGAGGAGAGAGGGGGUACAGGAAGUCUAUGUCGGGCAUACCUGUGCAUCAAUCAGGAGCCAAUCAGAGCCUCCAUGCUCCCCCUAGGACAGUAAGGGUUUACAGAGGGAAGAAGAGUUUUGGGUUCACCCUGAGGGGGCAUGCCCCUGUCUGUAUCGACUCUGUCAUCCCAGACAGCCCUGCUGAAGACUGUGGUCUCAAACCAGGCGACCGCAUCCUUUUCCUCAAUGGGCUGGACAUGAGGAGCUGUUCCCAUGAGAAGGUGGUGUCCAUGCUGCAGGGCAGUGGUGCCAUGCCAACCCUGGUAGUGGAAAGCGGUCCCUCUGGUUACUCCCUCCCUGACCAGGAGGACACUUCCCCAAGCGUGGCCCCUUCAGUGGCCCCAAGGUCCCGCUCCCCGGUCCCCCUCAGCUCUCUACAGUGGGUGGCUGAGAUCCUCCCACCCAGCAUCAGGGUCCAUGGACGCACCUUUAGCCAGCAGCUGGAUCACCUGCUCACCGUGCAGGAGAGAUACACCAUCUGCAAGGCCCUGGAGACCUUCUUCCAACACAGAGUACAGAAUCAAAGAGUCACCAAGACAAAUUCCCUAUCAACGUUACUGAAUAGCAAUAAACCUUUUCGAAAGAACGUGGACACCCUGAUUGUUGAUGUGUUCCCGGUGUUGGACACUCCAGCCAAGCAGGUGAUCUGGCAGUUCAUCUACCAGCUGCUGACCUACGAGGAGCAGGAACACUGUCAGAGCAAGAUCUCACGCUUCCUGGGCUUCAAGACCGCAGCAGCAGAGCCUGAGCCAGAGCCAGGUGCAGGACAUGAGCACCACAGGAGGAGCAGCUCAGUGCGUGUGUCAGGUACCUCCUACAGAGGCACCGUACGGGAGAGGAGCUCUGACGACUGCAUCAUCGGAACACACUUGGGGAUGGGGAUUCAUGUGGAUGCACCAGGGAGUGGGACACCUGGAGAGAGACAGUGUGGAGACGGCACCUCCUUCCCAGAGUCCCCUGACCUGAAUCACAUGUCAGGAGUGUACACAGAGCUGGAAAGUGUGUACACAGGGAAGAAUGCCAUGCAACAGAGUCACAGUCGUUGCUCUCCACUGACCCUACCAGACUUUGAGGAGCUGGGACAGAUUGACGCCUAUGGCCAGUCUCCUGCUCGCUCCUCCCUCAGUCAAGGUAGCACAGGGAACCGUAAAUCAGGAUUGUCUCUGACAUGGAAGGAGCCUCUGCCCGACCCUCUGUAUGAGUUCUAUCAUGAGGGAACCACCCCGUCUCCCGGUAGCGUUGACUCCAACCCUUACGUGAGCCUGGAGAGCCCCCCUCCGUCUCCACAACACUCGGAUGACCCCACCAGCCCCCUGUCCAGACGCAGGAAGCUCUUCACCUUCUCCAGACCCCCCCGGAGCAGGGACACGGACAAGUUCCUGGACGCUCUGAGCGAACAGCUGGGACACCGUGUCACUCUGGUGGAUAACUUCCUCCCUGGAGAGAACGAUUAUGAGGAGAUGAGUUUCCAGGAUGAGCAGGAAGUGAGCUACCUCCCCCACCAGCUGAGCAGUGCCAGCAGUGAGGACAUCAGCAGCAACGAUGACGCCACCUCCCUCACCUACUCCUCCGGGUCAGAACACAUCCCCAUUCCCCCGCCCCAGAGCGCCCCGCCGCCCCCGCCCUUCCCCACCCCCUACCCCCCGCCACCAUUCGGCUUCUCUGACCCCCUCCCCAUUACCUCGGUCCUCUCUCGCUUUUCCCCCGAACAUCCCCGGGCGCGCAUGUCCUUCCAGCCGCAGCACCCCAAUCCCCCUCCCCCGCCUCCUCCACGGACCUUCACGUACAACAGGCCGACACUACACAAGGUGCUGCCGACCAGGGAUGAACUACAGGGCCGUUUCCACCACCAAGCACCCCAGAUGACUCUCCCCCUGGCCCCUUGCUACUCUCCCCAGCCCUCUCGCCCCAGGAACCUGCCCCGCCAGGCCAGCCAGCCUCAGCCCCUGACCCAGCCCAUCCUGUGUCCCCAGCCCUCCCCUCAGCCCAACAGGCAAAGCCAGCUCGCCCUCCAGAGACACCACCAGCUUCACCACCAGCCCUAUCAGCCCAGGCUGAGCCACCAGCCCUACCAGCCCCAGCUAAGCCACAGCCUGCCCCCAGACCCACACCUGUCCCAGCCCCAGAGUCACCCUCUCCAGCCCCCUCUCCUGUCCCAGCCCCAGAGUCACCCCCCGGCCCCUCACCUGUCCCAGCUCCAGAGUCAUCCCCCCCAGGUCCCUCACCUGUCCCAGCCCCAGAGUCACCUUCCCCAGCCCCUUCACUCAAAGACCUACGAGACCCCUGUCUCAGUGUCAGAGCUCCAGAAACACAAGGUGCCCCCACCACCCCCUCCACCACUGCCGCCCCCAUGCGACCCGCCUCCGCUGCCCAAUUCCAGUCCCUGUGCUGGGGACACCAACCACAUGAGUGUCAAGAGGCUACGCUGGGAGCAGGUAGAGAACUCUGAGGGGACCAUCUGGGGACAGCUUGGAGAGGACCCUGACUAUGACAAACUGAGUGACAUGGUGAAGUACCUCGAUCUAGAGCUGCACUUUGGUACCCAACAGAGUUCCAAGCCAGCCUUCCUGCCCGAGAGCUUCAAAAAGAAAGACGUGGUGGAGAUUCUGUCUUAUAAGAAGGCCUACAACGCCUCCAUCCUGAUCGCCCACCUGAAGCUGUCUCCAGGUGAGCUGCGUAAGGUGCUAAUGACAAUGACCACAGACAGGCUAGAGCCGGCCCACAUCAAGCAGCUGCUGCUCUACGCCCCCGAUGACCAGGAGGUCAAACAGUAUCAACGCUUCGACCAGGACUCCGCCAAACUCAGCGACCCUGACCAGUUUGUCCUGCAGAUGCUGAUGGUCCCUGAGUAUAAGACUCGUCUGCGGAGCCUCCAUUUUAAGACGACCCUGCAGGAGAAGACAGAGGAGAUGAAGGCUGGAUACGAAUGUAUCUACAAGGCCUCAGUGGAACUCAGGAGCAGCAAGAAACUGGCCAAGAUCCUCGAGUUUGUGCUGGCAAUGGGGAAUUACCUGAAUAAUGGUCAACCCAAGACGAACAAAACCACUGGCUUUAAGAUCAACUUUCUCACUGAGCUCAGCACCACUAAAACAGUGGAUGGUAAAUCCACCUUCCUCCACAUUCUUGCCAAAUCGCUAUGCCAACACUUCCCAGAACUGUUGAACUUUGCCAGGGACCUCACAACCGUACCACUCGCAGCCAAAGUGAAUCAGCGAAUCCUGACAGCUGAGCUGGGUGACCUCCACUCCACCAUCCAGGACAUCAGGACAGCAUGUCAGAUGAUCCCUGCCACGGCUGAGGACCACUUCGCUGCUGUCAUGAGUGGCUUCCUGGAGAACAGUCACCCAGCGGUUCAGUCUCUGGACUCUCUGCAGCUGAGAGCCAUGGACGAGUUCACUAAGGUGGCCUCUUACUUCGGAGAGGACAGCAAAGUCACCUCCACUGAGGCCUUCUUCGCCAUUUUCGCUGAGUUUACUUCCAAGUUUGAGAAAGCACUGAAUGAGACCCAGGCUACAGAGAACCCCUGUAUUCCCAGAGUGGCCUCUCCCCUUGCCUGGUAGAGAUCAGAGACUGGAUAACCCCUUUGCUCUCCUCAACCAAAGUGCCAAGAUAACACAAAGAAACAGUCACAGCUACUGGGACACAAACAACACAAUGACCUAUGGCCAGGAGUUCUUCCUGAACAUGUCAUCUGACCAGAAAGAACUCUGAGCCCUAGGGCCCACAGUUGUCCCUGGUAAGGUCAAGUAGUACAAUAAAUUAGUAAUGAAGAUUAAUAUGUUUAGAUAAGAGUAUAUAUUUGAUAUUGGAUUAUAUGAAAUUGAAAUUAUAUUGAAAUUGUAAAGCAUAGAUGUAUAUGGAAAUUACAUUUUAGAUGGCUGAUAGUCAAACAUAUAUGAAUGUUAUCUAGAGCUGAGCACAAUUUUUAGGACUUGAUCUGAAAAGUGCACAACAACAGAAACUAAAAUUCCAUUCACACACACUCACUGCCUCUUAGAUUAUGUGAUGAUAGAACGCAGUAUUAACCUACCAAGAAUCAUUACAUUGGCAUGACAAUAGUACUGUGAAUUAUUAUUUUAAAAAUUAGAAGCUUUCUGGUGUCAACGUACCUGCAGUCAUCCUAACGUACCUGCAGUCAUCCUAACGUACCUGCAGUCAUCCUGACGUUUGGCAUUUCAAAAGUUCCACUCGGCAGGGGAAACAAAAAAUAUUGCCAGACUCCUGCGGGUUUUAAGCGUUUUAUAGGAUGAUGAACCACAUGAAAUAAGAGGGUUAACCCACCGGGGCUAGUAUAUGGAUAGCUGAUAACAGAAAGACAUCAAUUCAUUUGAGUGGUCUUGGCAGCUCUUACUGUCACUGUGGUUGGUAUUGAUGAACCGUCCAUCUCUGCCAUAAAUUCACCUGAAUUUGUAUCUUGUUUUAGAACAAAUGUUCACUUUUUUUCUGAUGUUAAUUUAAAGCUGUUUUGAUGGUAUUUCUUUAAUACUGUACGUGUUUCUACUUUCCCUCCAUAAUUCCUUUUUACAUUGAAAUUUCAGACAGAGCUGCCAUCAUGAAAAUACAGAUGUAUUUAUUUACAGACCUGUCGUACCAGGCAAUUUGUCAUCAUGUUCAAAAAGACACUGCAACACAUUUAAAUAUUGCCACUAGUGCAGUACAGUGUUGACAACUGUCCGAAGCAUUUGCAUGUUUGUAUAGGUGUUGUUUUGUGUUAUAUCUGGAUUUAUUUACUUUUAUUAUAUUCUGACAAAUUGGGUCUGAAAUGUAGGCCUAUUAUAACAUUUGGUCGAUUGAAGUUUAUUGUUAAUUUAUUGAAAUGUUCAUUUUGUAAAAGUGUGUUUUAUAUGUUUUCAUUGAUAUUAUUGGAGUACUUUGUAUAGUUAAAAAAAUAUUGACUUUUUAUGUUGGCCAUAUGGUUGCUUCUGGAUCGGUUGCAUUUGGAUCUGUAAAAAAAAACAUGAAUGCUUGACAAAUAAAUCUGCCUG